AUGGGCAAACGUAAUACCAGAAACAGUGUCGGUACAAGUGGCAGCAAAAGUAGUAGCUGUGGCAGUUGUACCUAUGUGGAAAAUCCAGAGGUGCUUAAUAGCAAAUUUCCCCCAAAAAAUACACAUAUAAAUGAUUCAGAUGAGGUGGCAAAUAAUUGGAUUUAUAAUAAAUAUUUGUAUGAAGGUAAAAAUAAAACGAAUAGUCAUUGCAAAAGUAAUAUUAUUACACUACCCGUAAGCAGUAGGAAUAAUUAUAAUCCCGAGGUAAGUAGUAAAAAAAAAAAUACAUAUUUUUCGAAACCUAAAAAAGAAUAUGUUAUGAAUUCACCAAGGAAAAAACUAUCUGAAAAACAGAUAGACGAAUUGAUACUGAAGUAUAAAAAAAAAAAACAUCAUGAAACAUUUUUGACAAAUAAUAAUCCUGACAAAAGACACACCUACCACAAUGCAAGAACAAAAUACAACACCCUAAGUUAUGAUAACAGCACUUUAUUCCAGUCCGAAAAUAAUCACACGGAUCUCCAUGACGGCAUACUUACCUCGGCUGCAACAAUCACUGCGACCACCCUGUUAGAUGGAGACAAACUUGAUGAUUAUCAAACUCUUCCAUUUUUAAGUAAAAAAAUACAGGAUCAAAGCAUUUCCACAGAAACUGCAUCGCAUAUGUUGAACUGUAAUAAGAGGAAUUCAUCCCUCAGAAGGUACAAUAAUCGAAUAAGUGAACACACCGAUUAUUGUAAAAGAGAUAGUAUCAUCAGUGAUCAUCCAUCUUGCAACAGUGAAGCUUUCCCUUCCACUUGUAGAGGAGACUAUGACAAGGUGAGCAUUUCUGUGGAUAGAAGUUAUAAGCCGAAUCAGCACAGACACAGGAGAUAUAUGCAUGAUGGGUAUGCACAAAAUAGGCAUACGCAAUAUGGCUGUUCCCAUGGUAAUUAUACUAAUGGUAGUUGUAAGGAUAACGGGUACCUGUACGAUAUCUACGAGAGAGAUUAUUACACAGGCAGUGGUCGAAGCAGAAGAGGAUCUAUCGCUCGUACUUCAUUGAACAGUGAUUACAACCAUGAAGAAGCUAGUAGAGAAAAAUUUAAAUACUAUAAAAAAUAUUUAAGCGAAAAUAGAAUCUCAGAGAAGUACAAAAAGGGUAGGGAUCAUAUGAACAAGUCAGAUAAGAUUAUCUCGACAGGUGAAAAAGGGAAAGAAGAAAUAGACAUGACCAAAGAAUAUUCUGAUAUAGAAUCGAAUGAGAACAAAAUGAAUUAUAAUUAUACACAGGAUAAAAAUUAUUUAUAUGAAGCAUUUUUUCAUUUAACGAAUAAAUCCGAAAAAAUAAAAAACAAGAAAGAGGGAAAAGAUACGGAGGAGACAAAAUUAGGAACCGAAGACAACAGAUCCAGAAACAAAUCAUGUAAGGUUGAUAGUUUAAGAGAAAAUGAAAUAAAUAGAGAAAGACUAACAAAUGAUAAAUGCUUUGCAAGCUACUUAGACAAAUGUAGAAACUCAAGUUUUGAUAUACAGAAUGUAUCAGUUGAUAAGGAUAAUAAGAAAAAGAAGUAUGGAGAUGUAGCUGAUUUAGAAAAUUAUGUAAAAACACAUGGGAAAAAGACAAAUGAGGUUAUACGAAACGGUUAUUCUAACCACAUGGGAGAAAGUACAUUUAGAGGAGUUUCUUGUUUUGAUGACAUACUUAAAUACAAUUCGGAUGAUUUCUGUAGCUAUGAAAUUGAGACAAAAAAAGGUCCAAAGGAAAGAAAAGAAAAUAGUUCAAAUGUCCGUGAGCACGAAAAGAUUGAGGGGACACUGAGGGGUAGAGCAAUCGAACCAUUUGGUGACCAGCGUACUCCAGGAAAAGAAUCGUUCACGCAAGACUGCAUGAAACAAGUAAAAAAUAAAAAUAGAUCAUUUGCAAGUUUGGAUGCAAACUCGAGAGUAAACCUAAAUGUAAAUCAUUUAGACAACACACAUUUAACUUCAAACCAUUUCAAAAGCACACAUUUACAUGUCAGUACCACGUCGCAUGCUUCAAAUGAUAGUUCCACAUUAUAUGAUGACUAUGUAAAUUAUUCCAAUAGAAGAGCUAAAAAUUUGUAUUGCAAUAAUGGAAAUUUAAAAAAUUCAAUGAAAUGUCAACCCUAUGAUACUACUGAUGAUGUCUGUGCCAUAAGUAGCCAUCUAAUUUCACCCCAUCUAACCAAAGAACAUAAAGAAAAACUUCAAAAAAAUGAUGAAUCAAAUCCUUAUUCUUUUAAAUCGACUUUGUUAAAGAGUACCUAUCAGGAUCAUCAUGAUAUUAACCCAGAUAUUAAUUCAUAUACAUCGAAAAAUACACAUCUUGAUAAAUCAUGUAAAUGGAAUAAUCUACUAUCUCCUAGCAGAAGAUUAUCGAAUAGGAAAAACAAAAAGGUAGAACCUGAUCCAUCCAUUCGCAAGUUAUACGUAAACUCUGAUAAGAAUGCCAACACUUUCAACGAUUUUGUUGUAUGUUCUCCUUGUAGUGCCAGCCUUAACCACAAUAGUCAGAGUUAUCUCAUACCUGAGAAUUGCAGUUAUGGUUUCAAGAAGAAUUCUAACGAUGAGCAGAAUUGGGAGGAAGUGGGCACACCUGAACUGAGAAAUGGUGAAGUACGAACUGGUGAGGUAAGAACUGAUGAGGUAAGAACUGAUGAGGUAAGAACUGAUGAGGUAAGAACUGAUGAAAUGAGAGCCGAUGAAAUGAGACUGGGUAACGUUCAGAAAACGUCUAACAAGCCCUUCCGUCCCAAAAAACCAACGAAAAAAAUCCAAAGUAGCAAUGGCGAUAAAUUUGGAACAGAAGACAAUGAUUUUAUUCGAAGCAUACGAAAGAAGUACGUCUUCAAAGAGGGUGAUGAAUUAUUAAGCAGCAUUUUGAACUUUAGAAAAAAAAAAAAAUCUGAAAAAAAUGCGGAUACUGCCCAUCAAGAAGUGCAGGGCUUCCAUACCCCAAAAACAUUUCAUAAGAGGGAAUCGAAUGAAAAUCUCAACAGUGGCAGCAACAACAAUGGUAGCCAAAACUAUAAUAGAGACACCACUCGUAAGAGUAAUGAGAUCAAUAUGGACGAGACUGCAUCGUUCAUGUACCUUAAAAACCGCACCUACACUAGACCUAUGCAUAUUGACGAUUUUGAUUCUGGGGGUGUACAUGUUGUGAAUGAUUCGAAUGAUGAACAUAGUAAAGAAUAUGACUGUAGUUAUAGUGGCCAGUGUAGCAGCGAACAAAACGGAGAAAAUUACAGCAACAAAGGGAAACGAAAUUCAAGCUGUUGGAGCACUCCAUAUUAUAAUGAUGUUUUCAUCCAUAUUUUUCUUUAUAUUUUAAAAUUUUUAUAUUAUUUAUUUAGCUACUGUAUGAAGAUUGUAAUAUUACUUAUAGUUUAUAUUUUUCAAAUAAUAAUAAAAAAAUCCUUUACAACUGUAGUUGUUUCAGUGGUGAUUGCAGUUCCUUUUUUUCUCUUUCUUCUAUCCGUACUUAUAUUAUCCUACAGAAGUAUGAACACGGAAUAUUUUGAUAAGGAUAUUUGA
Molecule: messenger RNA, 3537 nt
Organism: Plasmodium gonderi
Lineage: Eukaryota; Apicomplexa; Aconoidasida; Haemosporida; Plasmodiidae
Exons: 1
Coding region: 1-3537 (1178 amino acids)
Source: RefSeq, a predicted model, not a curated record